Labrus mixtus (cuckoo wrasse) is the source of this 2015-nucleotide messenger RNA. RefSeq names its product programmed cell death 4b (gene pdcd4b). Gene Ontology annotation, biological process: negative regulation of DNA-templated transcription. NCBI's taxonomy places the organism in Eukaryota, Metazoa, Chordata, Actinopteri, Labriformes, Labridae. Gene Ontology annotation, cellular component: nucleus; cytosol. The transcript is spliced from 12 exons. The coding region runs from base 166 to 1587 and encodes 473 amino acids. The record is from RefSeq and is a predicted model, not a curated record.
GCCAAUCAGAAGACGGGACGCGCGCAGCUACGUGCCUGCGUUGCUGGGCAGAAGAAACAAUAAACAACAGUCGGAGUUUGACGCUUGGAGACAACAGACGGUAUCCUUUAAACAAACACAUUUUGCACUCUGUUCUGCUGCAGAAUCUAAUUUCUACUGUGAAACAUGGCAACUGACUGCGAGGCCUGGCUGAACGCAAACCCUGUCGAAGCAGGAGACCUGAGCGACUCUUUUCUCUCUGGAGACGAGGACAAUGGCGUGUCGCUCAUCUCCAACAAGAACAUCAACGAGAUCAACGGCAACUGGCUGACCUCUACCAGUAGCAGCAUCCAGGAAGCACGGCUCAAGGCAAAGGCCAAGCGGCGGCUGAGGAAGAACUCGUCCCGGGACUCCGGCCGGGGGGACUCGCUCAGCGAUAACGGGGAUGUUGUAAGGGGGUCCCUGGUGGCUCCCACAAGCCCCAAAAGCAAACUGUUGGACAGGAAGUCCCGACUGGGCAAGGGACGAGGUCUACCGAAGAAAGGAGGGGCUGGAGGGAAAGGUGUGUGGGGACGGUCCGGUGAAGUUUAUGAACAAGAGAAGGUCGACGAGAAAGAUCCCAACUACGAUGAAGCUCAGGAAAACUGUGUGUAUGAGGCGGUGGUUCCCCCGCUGGAGGAGAAGGACUUUGAGAAGAAGGUCACUCCGAUAGUGCAGGAGUACUUUGAGCACGGAGACUCAAAUGAAGUAGCUGAGCUGCUGGCAGAGCUGAACCUGGGGACCAUGCGGAGCGGCGUUCCCUCGUUGGCCGUGGCGAUGGCCCUGGAGGCUAAAGCCAGCCAGCGGGAGCUGACCUCCAGGCUGCUGGCAGACCUGUGCGGGUCGCUCCUCUCCCGGAGUGACAUGGAGAGCUCCUUCGACAAACUGCUGCGAGAGCUGCCCGACCUGGUCCUGGACACACCGGGGGCGCCACAGCUGGUGGGUCAGUUCAUCGCUCGAGCUGUUAGUGACCAGAUAUUAUCCAAGAGCUUCAUCGAAGGCUACAAAGGCAGAGUGGACUGUGAGUUUACGAGGUCGGCACUAGAGCGAGCGACGGUGCUGCUGAAGAUGAGCCUGGGGGGCCUACGUGUCGAAAACCAGUGGGGGGCUGGCGGGGGCCAGAGACCCGUCACGCAGCUCAUCAAAGAGAUGAACCUGCUGCUGAAGGAGUACAUCCUGUCUGGAGACAGCAAGGAGGCCGAGCGAUGUCUCCGAGAUCUGGAGGUCCCCCAUUUCUACCACGAGUUUGUCUACGAGGCGAUCGUGACGGCGUUGGAGUCCAAAGGCGAGAAAACGUUCAAAAUGGUUCUGCAGCUCCUCAAGUCGUUCUCUGCUUCCUCCGUGAUCACUGUGGACCAGAUGAGAAGGGGCUACGGGAGAGUUUAUCUGGACAUCGCCGAGAUCAACAUCGAUGUCCCGCGUGCGUACUUCAUCCUAGAGCAGUUUGUCGACAAGAGCUUCAACAUGGGAAUCAUCGACGUCAAGUUAAGAGAUCUUUGUCCCUGUCGGGGGCGGAAGAGAUUUGUCAGCGAGGGAGACGGCGGUGUGGUCAAACUUGAAAGCUGCUGAGGCGCCUCCUUUUUACGUGCCAGGUUUCCUUUGAAGAAGAGGACGAAGCGACUUUUUUUACUCGCAGAUUUUUUCAAACGUGUCGGGUUACAAAAUCUGAUUUCCCUUCAAACAGUCGGAGAGAAUGUACAUUUCUGAAGCGGAGGAACAAAAGCUGCACUUUGAAUUGAAGCUGAAGUUGGUACCGCCCUCCACGGUGUUUCAAUUCAAACAUUCACAUAAGCUAACCCUUAAAGUGCCACGCCUCUCUGUGUCCGUCAUUCCACGUUGUUUUGUACAGUAUUUUCUUGAUUUCACUGCCAAUCCGUUUGUGUUUUCUAGAUAGCAGUGUUUGUACAGAGAUGACUGGUUUGUGUCGAGAGCUUUUUAAAAGGAUCUAAAAAAAACAAUAAAGAAAGGAGCUGUUUGGUCAACGGCUCCACAACCAG